CCUCACUUCCUCCCAAGAGCUCCCAUUUUCCAGUCACAAAGCGACAGGAAUCAACCGGUCUGCUUGACAAGCUUAAAAACUUCUCAGCCGAGGACCUAGAAAAAAAGACCACCGUUACACAGAAACCAUGCCGUCCUCAAAGAAACUAGCACAUUUCUUGUCAAGUGCUGCUUUAUGUACAGCUGGAGUGGCUGUAUUGGGUUUCGGGAUGUCGACGGACUGGGCCGAAGCCGUCUUAGACUGUGCUCCGAUCGACAGUGGAGAGUUCAGUGGAUCCUCCAGUCUCCAAAUUGGGCUUUUCAAUGGCACGGAGACCAAAAUCGCCUGCCCCAGGAUUGACAAACUUGGAGUUAAAGUGCCUGUGUUCGACCGGCUAGCGAAAUUAGGAAGUGCUCCGGUCAUCCUCCACACUCUGGUUGUCAUCCUGUUGGCUCUGGCUCUUUUGGGGUCUGCAGGAAGUAUUCUGGUCACACUGUACAACAGCUUCAGUAACCCAUAUCAGACCUACAUGGGACCAGUAGGACUAUACACAUGCAGUGGACUCAGUGUAUGUGUGGCCAGCCUGGCACUGAUUCUGUACGUGUCAAACGCCUACCUGGGUGAGAUGUUCCAGACGCUGGUGAAAGCAGAUGAAGCUAACGUGAAGCUGAAGGAUCCACAAAUUACCCUACAGGUGGGGUUCUUCCUUCUGAUACCGUACAUCAGUGUCAACUUGCUGGCCAUCCUCGUGGUCUAUCUGUACGUCCACGCUGCAUACACACGCCGCAAAGAGCAGGAGAAACCAACAGAGGAUGCGCCCAAAGAGAUCAUGAUGUACUAAAGCAAAAACACAGCAAAAAUCUGUUGAACAGGCAAUGAUUUUCAGACUGGAGCUGAAUUCAAUCCAUUAGUUUGAACCUGCCACAUUAACUGUGAAGUGAAUUGCAAAACUGAACUUGCCUGAAUGAAUUAAAAUUCAAAAUUGUAUUAGUCAUAGGCUACACAUACAAAAUAAGCCUCACUUUUAAAAAAGUAAUUGUAUUAGAAAACAGUGUCUCAGAUGAUUUUUGUGUUUUGUUAGCUGUUUUGCUUGUGCUUUUUCUUUAAAAAGAACGCCAUUUGUUUUGAUAUUUUAUCUAAUGCAUGUUUUAAGUAUGAAUUAAGUGUUAAAAUAUUAUUAUUAUUAUUAUUUUGCAUAUUUUAUUGCAGAGGUGUGAAAUAUGUAGUUCUUAUACUAUUUAUCUACUUAUGCAUAAAAUAUUAUUAUGAGAAAAAUUGUCUCAUUGGCUGUUUUUAUAUUAAACUGUCUGCUGUUUCACACAUUCCUCAAAUAUUCUGUAAAUAUUACUGUAAUAAUUUAGUACAAUAAUAAAUCUUUUUAGAAUGAUGAG
This is a messenger RNA of Cyprinus carpio (common carp), 1370 nucleotides long. Its product is annotated as clarin-3-like. The record is from RefSeq and is a predicted model, not a curated record. NCBI's taxonomy places the organism in Eukaryota, Metazoa, Chordata, Actinopteri, Cypriniformes, Cyprinidae.